Molecule: messenger RNA, 1571 nt
Organism: Tarenaya hassleriana
Lineage: Eukaryota; Viridiplantae; Streptophyta; Magnoliopsida; Brassicales; Cleomaceae
Product: increased DNA methylation 3
Exons: 4
Coding region: 241-1413 (390 amino acids)
Cellular component (GO): nucleus
Source: RefSeq, a predicted model, not a curated record
GAGAUUCUCCUCUCUCUGAUGAAGUUUCCGUUUUGUUUUUUUUUUUUGCGUUUUUUUCAUCAGAUAAAUGUGUGGUUCUCAUGAGAAUGAUCUGUGAGAGAAAUCUUCAUUUUAGGGCAGAAUCAGGGUCAUAAGACAGCAGAUUUUUGUUCGAUUCCUACUGAUGGUUUCUCGGCUUGAUUAUGAUAUCCUUUUGAUUGGUUAAAAUUCGGCAUAAAUGCACGUGGAAAAAGAUUGAAUAUGAGCUCCUCGGCGAAUGGAUUAACAAGGGAUCAGUAUUUCCUGUUAAAUUUCAUCAUGAGUAACUACUUGGGGCCGGAUCUUUAUUCCGAAAACCCGAGAUGUUCGGCGUCUCAUAGGUUAGCGAGAAUUAUGCCGCCUUACACUUUGAAGCACCUCGGAUCUUCGUUUCUCAGUGUUUCGCAGCUAGAGAGCUUGUACUAUUAUGUACUGAGAUAUGCCGAGUCUAACCUCAUUGUUGAGGUAGACACGUUUUAUACGUAUCUGAAGGGUGAUCUGGCCGGGGGGUUUCGACAGUUCACGUCUUUUUUCCCGUUGAACGUUCAUGAACAUAAAAGGUACUCCUUUGCUCAUGAGAUUGUGAAGGGGAUUGUUCUUAUUGAUGACCCCGCAGUAUCGUGCAUAAGCAAGGAAGAUCUCAAAAGAUUCAGAUGUUUAUCACGGUUGAAUGACGUGAAAAUAGACAGAGUGUUGUCGUUGUCUUAUCGACGUGGGCAGGAUGGAAGCUGGGGAGAAGAGCAGAAUCUCUCAAGAAACAAGGAAUUGACGAUAUCUGACCAAAACCCUUAUUCAUCUGCCGAGCUUCAAGAAAGCUGCAAUGGCAGAAACUUAGAAACGGGUGGAGGCAACGCUGCUUGUGGAACCCGUAGAACCUCGGAAAGGUUUCUGGAGACAUACAAGAGGAGACGACGGAACAGGGCUUCACCAAAGGCUGCAACUUCCGCAAAAGAGAACGGGAACGUACCGAUCGAAAGAGACAAGACAGAUCAGCCUGUCAUUCCACCGGAUGAACCCAUUUCAGAUGCAUCGAUCAGAUUGAUUGGAACCGCGACUAAAGGAAUUCUCGGGCCAACGGUUGGCGUCGUUGACAUCGGCAUCAAUAAAGUCGCUUAUUUUUUCCGGGUUUCCUUACCGGGUCUCUGCAAAGAUCACUGUGAAUUCAGUUGCGAGGUCGAAUCGGAUGGGAAGGUUAUCCUCCAGGGCUCGAUGGGUGGCGGGAUAACGAUCAAGAAACAGUCUCGGGUUUUCGAGAUAAAGAUGAGGCAGCUAUGCCCGCCGGGACCGUUCACUCUGUCGUUCACUCUUCCCGGACCAGUUGAUCCUCGGCUCUUGUCUCUUAACUUCCGAUCAGACGGUAUCUUUGAGGCUGUCAUCAUCAGACACGAACCUUGAACUAACUAACCAGUUGGUUCCGACAAGUCAGGAACUCAUGGUCUCAUGUGAUAAAAAUCAAUGCAUUAAAGACUAACGGAAGUGAUUAAAACACAAUGAUCUAUCUCUGUCCUAGUUUUUGCAUUGCCAUAGUUUAAGUGUCUUGUUUGUUUUGUCUA